CCAGUCAAAGUGCCCAGUGCCCAGUGGUUCAGUCGGUCCACCGAGGCUCCGAUGUCCGUGUAUUAGAUGUAUUAUAUUAAUUAUUUAUAAUUAGUAUUCUUGUCUAUGGUCCGUGUACCGUGUUAUUAACCAUAGAAAAGUUUUUCGAUUAAAAAUCAAUUUUGAUAUAAUAUCAUGUUUACGAAAUUUACGAAACUACUAAUUACUUAACUUUGAACGAGUCACAGUAGRAUUGUUGGAGACAUAAAUAUCUGAUUCUUUAUAUUUUGUAUUCUAUGACUUGAUCUGUGAACUCUUAACAACACUUGUACAGUAGUGUAAUAGACGCGUACAUAAUUGUGGCUAUAUUUUUAGUUUAAAUUAGAAAUUAUAUARCUAUUUAAAUUAUGUCUGUAAACACGUUUAUCCGUUGGGAAAAUGUAAUGGACAUUUUAACCCAUUACGCUGAGAAUAAUAGUUUUAUGGAAACAUUUAAGCAUACUGCUAAUAAUGAAAAAGUUAAUCUCUGUAUGCAAAAUGAUUUCAUCAGGAACUGUUUGGAAAAAUGGUUGGAUGAUCCAAAGUUUAAUGACAGUCUAAAAAACUCUACCAAAUCCAAAGAGAUUCGACUUUUGGCUAAUGAAGAGUUCAAAAUGAAUCGGCUGGAGUUGUGCUGUAAGCUUUACACCAAAGCGGCUCAGUUUGCUCCAUUUAAAAGUAUAGAAUCAGCAUUAGCGUUUUCUAACCGUUCAGCUAUGUAUCUGAGGUUAAACAAAUAUCAAGAAUGUUUAAAAGAUAUUGAUACCAGUCUUAAUAUAUUGGAAAACUCAGAUAUUAAUGAACAAGAAGUUAAUAAAGGUCAAUUAAUUCUGAAAUUGUUAAAACGUGAAAUUGAAUGUUUAAUAGCUUUGAAACAAUUUAAAACUGCUAAAACUAACUUGGAAAAUAUAUUAGAACUAUCAAAGAAUGUGUAUAAAAUACCCUUAGAAGAUCAAUUUAUCAAGAAAUGCAAAGUUUUGUCAGAUUGUGAUAAAAACUCUAAUAAUGCAGAUAUUGUUGAAAAUUCUAAUGAAACGCUUACAGAAGAUCUAAUAAAAAAAAAACUGUCUACAAAUAAAAUAACUCUUCCGUUUAAAUCUCCUAAAUUGAAGUUAUGGUAAUUUUUGUGAUAGUUGACUAUGUAUUUGUAUUUUGUAAACAGUUUAGUUAAGUAGGUAAAUAUACUCUAGACACUAAUGUAAAUACAAGUACAUAAUUAUGUGUUACUAAGACAUCACAUGUACACGAAACCCAGU
Diuraphis noxia (Russian wheat aphid) is the source of this 1274-nucleotide messenger RNA. Its product is annotated as protein-lysine N-methyltransferase SMYD4-like. Lineage: Eukaryota; Metazoa; Arthropoda; Insecta; Hemiptera; Aphididae. Gene Ontology annotation, cellular component: nucleus; cytoplasm. Gene Ontology annotation, molecular function: histone deacetylase binding. The record is from RefSeq and is a predicted model, not a curated record.